AUGGAAGCUACGCGGCGUCUGCGCGCCGUCCACCCGCUCGGUGUCUACCCCCUUGGCAACGCCUUGGUCGAUCCCGGUGCCUCUUCACGACGCGCCUCAGGGCUCGGUAUUUUGCGACGAUUGGGUGACGAGCGGCUGCUGGCCCUGCUCCGGCUUUUGGAUCCCUGGAGUCUCGCCCGUUCUUCCGCCGCCUCGCCGCUGCUCCGAGCUUUUGCCGGCAGCGAGGAUCUCUGGCAUGCGCACUGCCUCCGGGAACUGCUGGCAUCUGCGGGCGGGGAAGGCUGUACUGGGCCUGCCCUCCGCUGGGGAGGUUGCAGCUGGCGGGAGGCUUUUGCCUUCAGCCACGGCUCGAGGCCUCGGCCUGCAAAGCCUCAGUCGAGGGUCUACAGUGACGUGCUAUACCGGGGCUUCUACUAUGCCGCCACAGAAUUGCAGGAGUCCUGGCUCGAGGUGGACACUUUGCCUCGCGUCCAGGCAUCCGAGCUCUCCACCGAGGAGUUCAUCCAACGCUUCGAGCAGAAAAGCUGCCCCGUCGUGUUGGAAGGCUGUGUGAAUGAUUGGCCGGCAAUGAAGACUUGGUCACGGGAGGACCUCCUCAGGCGCUUCGCGGACACGCGCUUCGCGGCCGGCGCUUGCGACUUCCCGCUGCAGGAAUUCUAUGCCUACGCGGAUCGAAACAUGGAUGACGUUCCCAUGUUCAUCUUCGACAAGUACUUCUCCAAGCGAGCAAAGGCAUUGCUGGACGACUACGAGGUUCCUCGCUUCUUCCGUGGCCGUGACCUCUUCGACCUGCUUGGCGACCAGCGACCUGACUUUCGGUGGCUGCUCAUCGGGCACCGGCGGAGUGGCUCUAAGUGGCACCUGGACCCGAACAAGACCUGUGCCUGGAACGCCGUGGUCCGGGGUCGGAAGCGCUGGCUCCUCUUGCCACCAGGAUGCCCUCCGCCCGGCGUCCACCCGUCGAAGGAUGGCGCAGAGGUCACGCAGCCUCUCAGUUUGCUGGAGUGGUUCGCAAACUUCUACGAAGAGCUCAAACGACACGUUCAGCUGAACUCUGCUUGGGAGCUGAAGGAGGGAACAUGCGGCCCGGGCGACCUGGUCUUCAUCCCCAGUGGCUGGUGGCAUUGCGUCUUAAACUUGGACGAUGACACGAUCGCAGUCACCCAGAACUAUGCCUCCGAAACCCACGUCCACGGCAUUCGCCGCUUCUUGUCCGAGAAGAAGGACCAGGUCAGCGGCACACCCGAAAGGGAGCUCUUGUCGGGUCGCUUUGAGGAGGCUUUGGCCAAAGCUCGCCCAGAUCUGCUGGCUGAGAGCGAGUCUCCAGCCGAAGAAGCGAAGACCGGUGCGUUUCAAAGAGCCAUGGCCACGGCCAUGUCGUUGGCUGAUCCCAGCGCUGACCGAGCCCCUCCCCGCGCCGGCGAUUGUGCUUGGCACAUGUUGGACGGGAAAUGGCUGUCGCCACGACAGUGCGUCGGAGUGCCCCCGCGCUAUCUCUUGCCUGGCAAGUUCUUUGCGCGGAGAGCACAGUCGCGCAGUCAUGUUUGCGGGAGAUGUGGCAGGAAAUUCGAUGUGAACUUGAUGACGAUAGGCUACCCCACAACGGGCGCACGCGGUGACAGAAACGCCACGGCUGUUUGGAUGCACGUGGCGUGUGCUGCCAAGGAUCCAGAGUUGGUUGAAAUUGCGAGGAUGGGGCGCGAAGACAUGCUCAAGGCGGUUCUUGCCUUUGAUGCUCUGCCAGAUGCUGUGCAGGACUCCCUCAUGGAGGAGAUUAAAGGUCAGGCCGGCCUAGGCCCAGGCGCUUCCGGCUCUUCUGUUUUGGAAGAGCCUGUAUUUCCAGAGAGUCAGGCGGGCAGUGGGUUCCAAAUCGCUCCGGCAACGGCACCUGCGUCAUUGUGUGGAUCUUUGCUGCCUUUUCAGGCGGAGGGUUUGGCUUGGAUGUUACAGCAGGAGGAAGGGGAGUGUCGUGGUGGCAUCCUUGCAGACGAGAUGGGGAUGGGAAAGACCUUGCAGAUCAUAUCGCUGAUCCUUUCUAGUUCAGCCUCACCAACCUUAGUGGUGGUGCCCUUGACAAGUCUGUACCAAUGGGAGCAGGAGGUUCGACGCUUUGUGAAGCCAGGAAGCCUGCAGCUCUUCACGUUUUAUGGUCCAGGGAGCGCUUUGCCAGAUGAUGUGGGCACAGACAUAGGGCGGAAGGUUCUUGUGCUGACGACUUUCAGCAAGUUGGAGAGGGAGCACCGAGAUUCGCGCGAGCUUGGGGCCCAACCGGCAAAGCGAAAGAGACUUGCGCACGAAGCAGACCCAGGAAGAGUUGCAGCGCCCCCUCUCUUUCAGAUUCCUUGGCAACGAGUGGUGCUGGACGAGGCCCAUCGAGUGAGAAACCUGGCCUCCCUCACCAGCCAGGCAGCGCUGAGGUUGAAGGCUUCUCUGAGAUGGUGUGUAUCCGGAACUCCGCUGCAGAACCGGACAGGCGAACUGGCCUCCAUGGUACGCUUCCUGCGAUUGCGGCCCUUUGCCUAUCUGAGAUGUGGCAGAAAGGACUGUGGCUGUGAGUGCUUUCAUGUGGAGUGUGAUCCGGGGACACAGAAGUGCCGCGAAUGCAAGCACAGCCGAACGCUGCAUCGGAGUGUCUUCACAUCAGAGAUUCUUACUCCUAUUCGCCAGCAUGGCUUCCGGGACAGAGGCAAGGUCGCCAUGGAGACGCUCCGCUUUGAAGUUCUGCAAAAACUGCUCCUCCGCAGAACGAAGCUUGCCGUCGGCAUCGGACUUCCGCCGAUGCAUGUGUCCGAGCACAAGGUUUCGCUAAGCAUCUCUGAGCGGCGCCUCUACGACUCUGUGAGAGCUCAAAACCUGGCCGUGUUCGAAGACUACGCAGCGAAUCUGACGAAAAACUUCUGCCACAUCUUUGCCCUUCUGGCGCGGCAGCGCCAGGCCGCCUGCCACCCCCUCUUGGUGAAUCACAACAAGGUCUUUUCCGGGAGAUGCCCCCUUUGCCAAGGCAUGGCCGAGACGGUGCUGGAGUGUGGCCAUGGCUUCCACGAAGACUGCUGGGCGGACUACGUAAGGGACAGAUUGCAAGAGUCGGAAGGUGAGGACGGUGAGGAGGAGCCAUCUUGCCUUGCCUGUGCUUGGGGGGCGAUACGCGGAAAGGAUUUUUUGAAGGAGCUUCCGGGGAAACUCAGGAGUUCUAGGAAGCUCGAUGCUGUGGCCAGCCGAAUUGGGCAGCUUCUUGACGAGGAUCCUUCUGCAAAGUUCUUGGUUUUCUCCCAGUUCACACACUUCCUUGAGAUAGCGCACUGGAAGCUUCAGAAAUGGGGUGCCGCUCUCCUGUGUGGCAAUACUCAAGUGAAGAAGAGGCAGGGCGUUGUAGAAUCCUUCCAAUCAGAUCCCGAGCUUCGGAUCCUCCUCAUCUCUCUGCAAGUCGGAGGCGAGGGCUUGAACUUGCAAAAAGCAAACUAUGUCAUGCUGCUCGACCCCUGGUGGAACCCUGCCGCCGAGCUGCAAGCGAUGCAGCGUGCGCACCGAAUCGGGCAGACCCGACCGGUGAAGGUGAUUCGUUUCGUGUCGCAGGGCACGAUCGAGGAGAAGAUUCUGGAGCUGCAAGAGAAGAAGCAGAAGAUCUUUGACAGCACGAUCGAAGGCAACAACGAGUCUCUGCUUCGCCUCACCGGGGAAGACAUCCAGCGUCUUUUCCGAGAGUGA
Symbiodinium sp. CCMP2592 is the source of this 3705-nucleotide messenger RNA. NCBI's taxonomy places the organism in Eukaryota, Dinophyceae, Suessiales, Symbiodiniaceae. The record is from the annotation of a GenBank genome assembly.